UAUUUGGAAGGGGGAAGAAAAGAUAUAGGGAAAUGUGAUUUAGACGGUGGGGUACCGUUGUAUCAACUCGCUGAGCUGAACGGGGACGGCACAGGAUCGAAGACGCAGAUGGACGAAAUCGGAAGCGGCGGCUGGCGGUGUUCGGCUGCCUCACGUGAUUGGCUGUCGUUUCGGAGCGUCUCCCCCGCGCGACAGUUUUGUUAAAGCUCGAACCGGACGAUCUUUGUGCUUAUUUGCGAUCCCGGCACUUUGUGAUCUUUGUAUCUGUGAUCGCCCCCACUCAGCGGCCCCCUCCUUCGCACGCAGCCCGGCGCCUCGGAAAUGGUGGCGCUUGCAUUUGCUCUUUGCACGCGGGACGGAGAUGGAGGUUUUGCUUAGGAAUUCAUGCGGUAAACAGACACGAUGAAGGAAAAAAGCAAGAACGCCGCCAGAAGUCGAAGGGAGAAAGAGAACGCGGAGUUCCUGGAGUUGGCCAAGUUACUCCCACUCCCCGCCGCCAUCACCUCGCAGCUCGACAAGGCUUCAAUAAUACGACUCACAACCAGUUACCUCAAAAUGCGACAUGUCUUCCCUGACGGCCUGGGCGACGCGUGGGGCGCGGCUCCCCCCCAGACUAACCCCCGAGAGACAGCUAUCAAGGAGCUGGGAUCACAUCUCCUGCAGACGCUGGACGGGUUCAUCUUCGUCGUGGCUCCUGACGGCAAGAUCAUGUACAUUUCCGAGACCGCGUCUGUCCACUUGGGACUCUCGCAGGUCGAACUCACCGGGAACAGCAUCUACGAGUACAUCCAUCCUGCCGACCACGAGGAAAUGACGGCUGUGCUGAACGUCACUCCGCAACCCGUCCCCCAUUCUCCCUACGUCAGACAAGAUGAGGAGAUAGAGAGAACCUUCUUUAUAAGAAUGAAGUGUGUCUUGGCGAAAAGGAAUGCCGGUCUUACCACAGGUGGCUAUAAGGUGAUCCAUUGCUCCGGUUACCUGAAGAUCAAGCACUACACGCUGGACAUGGCGCCCUACGACAGCUGCUACCAGAACGUGGGUCUUGUGGCCGUCGGACACUCGCUGCCGCCCUCCGCCAUCACAGAGAUCAAAAUGCACUCCAAUAUGUUCAUGUUUAGGGCCUCGCUCGACCUCAAGCUCAUCUUCCUCGACGCCAGAGUGGGAGUGCUGACCGGGUACGAGCCCCAGGACCUGAUCGAGAAGACGCUGUACCAGUAUAUCCACGGCUGUGACAUGCUGCAUAUGCGCUACUCUCAUCACAUGUUGCUGAUGAAGGGGCAGGUCACGACCAAGUACUACAGAUUCCUGACCCGCGACGGAGGCUGGGUGUGGGUGCAGAGCUACGCCACCAUCGUCCACAACUCCCGUUCCUCCAGACCGCACUGUAUCGUCGCCGUCAACUACGUUCUUACCGAGGUUGAGGCGCGCGAAGGGAGGUUUUCGUGGGAGCAAGUGGGCGCGGGGCGGGGGGAUGAGGCGGGGGCGUGGGGCGAGGCUGGGAUCAAGAGUAUGGCGGGCGGGCGUCUCAAGUGCCGGACUUCGCCAUACCCCUCCCCCGCCCCCACAGAGGCCCUCCACGACGUCCUGGAGGGCCCACCCGGGGCUUCCCUCCACUACCCUUCCGCCCUGCCCCCUCCCGCCCUGGCCGCGCCCCCGACGCCGUACCCCGACCCGCGCAUCACGUGCUACCCCCCGACGUACGAGGCGUACGACGACCGGUACGUGAGGAGUGAGGCGCACCAGUACCCGGGGUGCGGAGUGGCCCUGGACACCGCGCCCCUCACCGGCCCCGCCUCCACCCCCGCCUGCCACUACAGCGCCACCAAGGGCAGCACCGGCUACGAGGAGCGGCCCUGGAGCCACGGCUCGGGGAGCUCGUCGGCCUCCGAGGACACCCGCCACGAGUACCCCAACAACAACAACAACAACACCAGCAGCAGCAGCAGCACCCCGGGCACCACCUCCACGGUGCCCAUGACCAUGUACCCGCUGCACGACUACUACGCCCACACGCACGACAAGUUCUACACCACGGACAAGCUUCAGUACGGCGGCGACAAGACGCAGUAUUCGGACAAGUUGCAGUACACCGACAAGGUGCAGUACACAGCGGGAGUAGCGGGCGGCGGGGGCGGCGGCGGGUGCGUGAGAGGUGUUUAUAGCUACGUCGACACCGCCCUCACCGCGCCCGCGGAGGCCAGCAUGAGCACGGCCACCAAAAGCCACGUCCUUCCCCAAGCAGGGUACACGUCCGUCAUCGUGGACGCGCAGCAGUACCACGCGCAGAAUGAAUUCGUUCACUAGCUUGUACGUCGGCCAAGGUCGAGCAGCCGGGCCCUCGGCGCGACGGCUCUGGGCCUCCGGAAUCGGUUCAUAUUAACUCACAGUGUUUUGUAGGAGUGUCCUUGCUGGUAUCUCCCGUGUAUGAACGGCUGGGGAAAAAGCAGCAGCUCCACGGAAUCGGUUUAAAGAUAUACGUCAGUCCAUUAAUGCUGGGGAGAACAUAACUAGUACAAGGAAAGAAACUUGAGUUGAUUCCUCCGAAAACUAUCGUCAAUUUGUUUCCGAAAACGGUCCCCACACAAAGCACACAUACUCCUGCAGUCAGACCCAGAAUGCGUAUUGGCGAAUUAUGCAUGGAUCUGAAUACUGAUUGGCUGUUCCAUUAUCAUUCCGAAUAUUGAGUGGCUGAAUCAUCGUCAGGGAUAUUGCUGAUUGGCUCCGCCGUUAUCGGCCUCGGUCCUUCCACUGAUAACGCCCCACGUAGUCUCACGGGAAAGCUAUUCUCUCAAAAAAAAAAA
Penaeus monodon (black tiger shrimp) is the source of this 2801-nucleotide messenger RNA. RefSeq names its product single-minded homolog 2-like. The coding region runs from base 403 to 2304 and encodes 633 amino acids. Gene Ontology annotation, biological process: regulation of transcription by RNA polymerase II. NCBI's taxonomy places the organism in Eukaryota, Metazoa, Arthropoda, Malacostraca, Decapoda, Penaeidae. The transcript has 11 exons. Gene Ontology annotation, molecular function: RNA polymerase II transcription regulatory region sequence-specific DNA binding; DNA-binding transcription factor activity, RNA polymerase II-specific; protein dimerization activity. Gene Ontology annotation, cellular component: cytoplasm; transcription regulator complex; nucleus. The record is from RefSeq and is a predicted model, not a curated record.